CCAACUUCGAUCAAGUCAUCUCGCUCGUAUCAGGAAUUAUGAUAAUUCUCGUUCUGCUGGCCGUUUUUCCCUUCAAUGGGGCCGCGUCUUUCGAGAAAAAAUCGAUGAUUGUGAAGCGAUCUGAAUACGGAGACCAGAAAGUGUCGGCAUCAGGUUAUACAUUUCAGUCAAACGGAGAUGGUCCAGUUGAAUAUUCCAGCUACACACUCGACAAUGGAAAUGUACAAAAUGGUCCUUUUGGAUAUUUUGGUCCUCAUCAGAAUCUACGAGAGCUGAGACCUUACCAAAUUAGGUCUCCUUAUACCUACUACAAUGGUGAUCAGACAUACGGCAAAUUUUAUCAACAUGUACCCAAUUAUUAUCAAAGGUUUCAUUUAGGUUCCGGAACUCCAGUGGAAUAUAGCCUUCCACUCUUCAAAAACCAAUUACACAACUAUGGACUACAUGGUGGAAACUAUGCUAGCAUAAAUCAAAACGGUCGUGCAUUCGAAGGAGCAAACAACCAGAUCGAAGGCUCUAAGGGUGAAAAAGGCUACAAAAACCAAGAAAGCUACGAUAACGUCGCCAAAGGAAAACACCUGGUGGACAAAAACCAAAAACAAUACAGCGAAAAAGGUGGCAAUAAAGAGAACGAUGAGGAAAACAGUGGAUACAACUCACAGGCAUCAGAAUCCGCCAAAGGAAUCAGAGGAGGCUCAUCUGGUGAUUCCAGCAGACACAGAAAAGGCUCUAAGACUACCGGCUUCCACAAAGUUUACCACAAAGACGAAUACAAGAAAGAUCACAGUUUCUACGACGAGAAAGACUCCAGUGGUCAUCACGACAAAUACGAUUCUCACGAUUCCAAAUACGCGAAGGGAAGUGGUGAGUUUGAGAAUGGAAAGAAAAGCAAAGCUGGUCAUAGAGAAGCGGAUUACGCUUCCAAAGGCUACCAUGACCAAGGAAGAUACUUAGACGAAAACGACGGACGUAGUAAAGAACAAGGAAAUUCCGCACAUUUUGACAACAAUGAAACAUAUGCCCAGAAAAAAGAGAAAGAGUAUCAGGAUGAGAAUGGAUAUGCUGUGAGCGAUUCCGAUUGAAAAUUGUAGAUCUGAUGUUUUUGCCCCUUGCAGAGAUGUUUACUAGUCGUGAAAUACGUAUUUUCAAUGAAAUGUUAUAAUUAUUGUUAAUUAUUUUGAUUUUGAUUUAUUGUCAGUUUAUUUUUUGAAUGUUAUUUGUGU
Molecule: messenger RNA, 1223 nt
Organism: Harmonia axyridis
Lineage: Eukaryota; Metazoa; Arthropoda; Insecta; Coleoptera; Coccinellidae
Exons: 3
Coding region: 39-1082 (347 amino acids)
Source: RefSeq, a predicted model, not a curated record